AUGGCUCAGGCAGAGGCCCAGAAGUGCGUCCACCAGGGCUGUGGAAAGCUCUUCACCGACCCCGAUGAGGUCUGCCGCUACCACCCCGGCCCUCCCAUUUUCCACGAGGGACAGAAAGUUCGCCAAGCUAACCACGGCGUAUCUGCCUCCCGGCCUGCAGGAUGGAAAUGUUGCAAGCCGCGUGUCCUGACCUUCGAGGAGUUCAUGGCCAUCCCGCCCUGCACCGAGGGCAAGCACAGCACGACGGAUGUGCCGCCGCCGAUCGAGAAGAGGGAAGCCGACCCGGCCGCCGUGGCCGCUGCAACCGCCGCUUCAGAACUUCCUCCGCCCCCGAAACGCGCGCCCAUAUCCCAGCCGCAGCACAUCCCCACGCCCCCUCCUCCGCCGCCCGAGUCCGAGGAUGAUGACCCGUCCAUCGAAAUUCCCGACGGCCAGGUAUGCCGGCGGCGCGGUUGCGGUGCCGUCUACAAGAAGGGCAGCAGCCGCGAGGACGAGAAGUGUGUGCAUCAUCCGGGCGCGCCAAUCUUCCACGAGGGCAGCAAGGGCUACACCUGCUGCAAGCGGCGCGUGCUGGAGUUUGAUCAGUUCAUGAAGAUCGAGGGCUGCAAGACCAAGAACCGCCACCUGUUUGUCGGCAGCGGCAACAAGGAUAAGAACAAGAACACCAAUGCCGACGGCGAGGAGGUUCUAGACACUGUGAGGACCGACUUCUACCAGACUCAGACUUCCGUGAUCGCCUCAUUCUUCCUCAAGAAGAUCGACAAGGACAAGGCCAAGGUUGAGUUCCAGGAUCGGGCUGUUGAUCUUGACCUGCGGACUACCGACACCCCCGUCAAGCGGUAUAAGAAGUUGGUGCAGCUGUGGGGUGCCAUUGAUCCUGCCAAGUCGACCUUCAAGGUCCUGGGGACAAAGCUGGAGGUGUCCCUUGCCAAGGCCGACGGUGCUUCCUGGCCCGUCCUGCGCGCAGAGGACCGCCCGACGGGUGAAAUCCUGCAGGUUGGCCGUGCCGGGAGGGUGUAG
This is a messenger RNA of Thermochaetoides thermophila DSM 1495, 1020 nucleotides long. RefSeq lists its product as uncharacterized. Bases 1 to 1020 code for a protein of 339 amino acids. Lineage: Eukaryota; Fungi; Ascomycota; Sordariomycetes; Sordariales; Chaetomiaceae. The transcript is spliced from 3 exons. The record is from RefSeq and is a predicted model, not a curated record.